Molecule: messenger RNA, 3184 nt
Organism: Trichechus manatus latirostris (Florida manatee)
Lineage: Eukaryota; Metazoa; Chordata; Mammalia; Sirenia; Trichechidae
Gene: GRAMD1A
Product: GRAM domain containing 1A
Exons: 18
Coding region: 1-2181 (726 amino acids)
Biological process (GO): intracellular sterol transport
Cellular component (GO): endoplasmic reticulum membrane; endoplasmic reticulum-plasma membrane contact site; plasma membrane
Molecular function (GO): cholesterol transfer activity; cholesterol binding
Source: RefSeq, a predicted model, not a curated record
AUGGCCCUUUUCCUCUUCCCUCCCAGCACCACCCCCCACUCUGGCCGGAGCACACCCAGCAGCUCCCCGUCCCUCCGUAAGCGGCUGCAACUCCUGCCUCCAAGCCGGCCCCCACCUGAGCCUGAACCAGUCACCAUGGUGGAGAAAGGGUCAGAUAGCUCCUCAGAGAAGGGUGGGGUGCCUGGGACCCCUAGCACCCAGAGCCUGGGCGGCCGGAACUUCAUCCGCAACAGCAAGAAAAUGCAGAGUUGGUAUAGUAUGCUGAGCCCCACAUACAAACAACGCAAUGAAGAUUUCCGGAAACUGUUCAGCAAGCUUCCUGAAGCAGAACGCCUCAUUGUGGAUUACUCCUGUGCCCUGCAGCGCGAGAUCCUCCUUCAGGGCCGCCUCUAUCUCUCGGAGAACUGGAUCUGCUUCUACAGCAACAUCUUCCGCUGGGAGACAACAAUUUCUAUCCAGCUGAAGGAAGUGACAUGCCUGAAGAAAGAGAAGACAGCCAAGCUGAUCCCCAACGCCAUCCAGAUCUGCACAGAGAGCGAGAAGCAUUUCUUCACCUCCUUUGGGGCCCGUGACCGCUGCUUCCUCCUCAUCUUCCGCCUCUGGCAGAAUGCGCUACUUGAAAAGACACUGAGUCCCCGCGAGCUCUGGCACCUGGUGCAUGAGUGCUACGGCUCCGAGCUGGGCCUCACGAGCGAGGAUGAGGACUACGUCUGCCCUUCGCAGCUGAACGGUCUGGGGAGCCCCAAGGAAGUGGGAGAAGUGAUCGCCCUGAGCGACAUCACCCCCUCGGGGGCGGCCGACCACAGCCAGGAGCCGAGCCCAGUGGGUUCUCGCCGCGGCCACAUCACCCCCAACCUUUCCCGGGCCAGCAGUGAUGCGGACCAUGGGGCAGAGGAGGAAAAAGAGGAGCAGAGAGCCAGCCAGCCAGACAUCAACUCCAGCCAGACAGUGACACCAGCAGCUGAACCCUCAAGCACAGAGCCCACCCAGCCAGAUGGCCCCACCUCCCUGGGCCCGUUGGACCUGCUGCCCAGCGAGGAGCUGUUGACGGACACAAGUAACUCCUCCUCUUCCACAGGGGAGGAAGCUGACCUGACCGCCCUGCUUCCUGACCUCUCCGGCCGUCUGCUUAUCAACUCCGUCUUCCACGUGGGGGCCGAGCGGCUCCAGCAGAUGCUCUUCUCCGACUCGGCCUUCUUGCAAGGCUUCCUGCAGCAAUGCAAGUUCACAGACUUGACCUUGAGUCCGUGGAGCGGGGACAGCAAGAGCCAUCAGCGCCGAGUGCUGACAUAUACCAUUCCCAUCAGCAACCCGCUGGGCCCCAAGAGCGCGUCUGUGGUAGAGACACAGACGCUGUUCCGGCGUGGCCCACAGGCGGGUGGGUGUGUGGUGGACUCGGAGGUGCUGACACAAGGCAUCCCUUACCAGGACUACUUCUACACUGCCCACCGCUACUGCAUCCUGGGCCUCGCCCGGGACAAGGCCCGUCUCCGGGUGUCCUCUGAGAUCCGCUACCGAAAGCAGCCGUGGAGCCUGGUGAAGUCCCUCAUCGAGAAGAACUCAUGGAGCGGCAUCGAGGAUUACUUCCACCACCUGGAGCGAGAGCUGGCCAAGGCCGAGAAGCUGUCUCUGGAGGAAGGCGGGAAGGAUGCGCGGGGACUGCUGUCGGGCUUGCGGAGACGGAAGCGGCCCCUGAGCUGGAGGGGCCACGGUGACGGGCCGCAGCACCCAGACCCCGACCCCUGCACCCGGCCUGGCAUGCACACCUCAGGCUCCCUCAGCUCCCGCUUCUCGGAACCGCCCAUGGACCAGGGCCCCGGGGCAGGUGUCCCCAACGCCCUGGUCUUCAUCAGCGUCGUCCUCAUCAUCCUCAUGGCCCUCAACGUCCUCCUCUUUUACCGCCUCUGGUCCCUGGAGAGGACAGCCCACACCUUCGAGUCCUGGCACAGUCUGGCCCUGGCCAAGGGCAAGUUCCCGCAGACGGCCGCGGAAUGGGCGGAGAUCCUGGCCCUGCAGAAGCAGUUCCACAGCGUGGAGGUGCACAAAUGGAGGCGGAUCCUGCGGGCUUCCGUGGAGCUCCUGGACGAGAUGAAGUUCUCGCUGGAAAAGCUGCAUCAAGGCAUCACGGUCUCAGACCCUCCUUUCGACUCUCAGCCACGGCCCGAUGAUAGCUUUUCCUGAGGAAGCCUGGCCACACGGCUGUCCCCCAAAUGGACAGAUGGACACAGAGCCUCGGCAGCCACUGCUGGCACGGUGUGAGCGCCGGGAGCCUCCGCCCACCCCCCCAGUGGCUGGACUGGGGGCCAUGCGGAUGUGGGGUUCACCGAACUGAGAUGCACUUUAGACCAGUGUGCGCACCCGGCUGCAUCGCCCGCCCAGCCAGGGAACUGGCCUGUCCUCUGGCAGGCCCCCCACUAACUUAUUUUGUCUGGCUGGUGCCGUGGAGGGCGCCUCCUGGGGUGCACGAUUCCCUGAUCUUUGGGUUUAAUGUAUUAUAUUUAUUUGGGCCGGACAGAGCCCCAAUAAAGGGUGAGAAGCGGCGGCGGCUGUGCCUGUGGGGCCAUGGGAGCGGUGGGGACCUCCUUUGCGCAGAGACCCUGCUGCAGUUGGGACGGAGGUUGUGUCUGUUUUCUGGGCCCACAGUCACUGAAGUGGGCAGGAAUUCCUCUGCAUCCUGCACAAGCUUGGUAACAUCAGAGGCCACUGUGGGGGCUCUGGGUCCAGACUUGGUGCCAGGCGGCCUGGCUUCACAUCCUGCCUCUGCUCCUUGGCAGCCGUGGGACCUGCAGCAGGCCGCCCAGCCUGUCCCAGCUUCAGUUUUCUCUUCUGUACAAUGGGCGUAAUGAGAGCACCUGCCUCCCAGGGGUGGCUUUAAGCAAGUGGUUCUCUAGCUGCGUCAUAAUCUCCCAGAGAGCUUGCUGCAAGACAGAUGUGGGGCCUCACCCUCAGAGUUGGGGGUUCAGUGGGUCUGGCGCAGGGCUGAGAGUCUGCAUUUCUAACAGGUUCCCAGAUGCUGCUUGUCAGGGGACCACACCAUGAGCACCACUGUUAUAAGGACUCAGGGAACUAAUAAACGUGUCUGUGUAUAACAGGGCUCAGCACCGCGUAAGUAUUCAGUGAAUGCUUCUCUUACUGCAGAAACAUUGAGAGGAAAAAAGUAAUAACUUGGGUUGUUGUUGUGAGG